AUGACCACAGAGAUCACCAGAAUCAUAUUCUCGAUCUUGCAACCAGAUCAAACAGAAUUGAUUCUACCCAGUGGUUUCCAAGUACAGGUUGUUGAGUCCCUGGCCGACAUUGCUUGUUCCCCGUCGAGUGCUAUAAAGAAGUUCCAAUACGUUGCACUCGUCCGGGAGGAGAAGCUUCUAUUAGUGUGGCAUGACGAGCUGGAGAAGAUACUUGUCCACGCAGAAGAUGUGGAGGAAAAGCUUCUUGCAUUUAUUUGCGGGACACGCAUCUCUGUGUUUGCUCCAUCUCAAUCUGCUGGCUACUCUCUUCCACAUUCAUCUAUUGGAUCACCGGCUGCUUCGACUCGCAACUUUGUCCCUGGCUGGAAUAAAGAAGCCAGCGGCAUGGCAAACAAACCACUGCACAUCUCUGACGAGGAAGCAGCAAAACCGAUUGAAUCGUUGGACCGGCCGCUCGCAUUGACGAGUUCAAUAUUCGUCGGCCUGGGAAUGUGCUUGAUCGUUGUACUUCUCAUGGGAUUUGGCGUCUCCAAUCUUUUGCUACAAUCUCUUGUAGAUCGGACAUGGAUUAGAUUUGCAUUGGUUGCAUCUUUACCGAUCUUCAUGCUCUUUAGCGUUUUCUUCGUUAUUGUAAUAUUCUCCGAUAUUUUCCAAGCGGUUGGUCCUAUAAAGACGCUGAAGACAAAUUCCCGGUUCUAUUCCCCUGUUCGACCCGAUCUUUCGCAAGCCUACGCCUUAGGAUUUAAACCGCCGCGCAUCACCAUUCAGCUUCCCGUCUACACCGAGUCAUUGGCUGGAGUUAUCAACCCCACCGUCACAAGUUUAAAAGCUGCAAUAUCCUAUUACGAGUCUCAUGGAGGGAGUGCAACGAUUUUUGUCAAUGACGACGGCCUCGCAUACCUCUCAGAAGAGCAACGGGAAGAACGCAUCGGUUUCUAUCACGAUAACAACAUCGGCUGGGUCUCACGCCCUAAAAACAAUGAGGACGGGUACAUUAGAAAGGGCAGGUUCAAGAAAGCUUCCAACAUGAACUUUGCCCUUAAUGUCUCCAAUAAGGUUGAAGAUAGGCUGCUUGAACUGCUUGCAGAGACAUUGGAAACCACUGAAAUGAUCGAUGCUUCCCAGGAAGAAGCCUUUUAUAAACUAGCUUUACAAGAGGUUCUUGCUUCCGAUAGCCGAAUUAAGGCGGCAGGAGACAUUCGCAUUGGAGAAGCGAUUCUCAUUGUCGAUGCGGAUACUAGAGUGCCGGUAGAUUGUUUACUCUAUGGAGCCGCCGAAAUGUUUUUGAGUCCCGAAGUUGCUAUCAUUCAGCAUUCCACUGGCGUCAUGCAAGUCGUUGGUGACUAUUUUGAGAACGGAAUCACCUUCUUUACAAACUUGAUUUACUCCUCUAUCCGAUUUGCGGUCGGUAGUGGCGAGACAGCACCGUUUGUUGGGCACAAUGCGUUCCUUCGCUGGAAAGCCGUUCAAUCCGUGGGCAAGCCGGACGAUGGCUAUGUAGCCUACUGGUCUGAAAGCCACGUGUCGGAAGAUUUCGAUAUUGCACUUCGUUUGCAAAUCGCAGGCGAUAUCGUGCGCCUUGCCAGCUACCAUGGCGAUGAGUUCAAAGAAGGCGUGUCUUUGACUAUCUAUGAUGAGCUGGCGCGAUGGGAAAAAUACGCAUAUGGGUGCAACGAGCUAGUGUUUAAUCCGAUCUAUACUUGGAUUUACAAGGGCCCGUUCACUAGGCUUUUCAUGACAUUCCUCUGGUGCAACAUGCAGCUAUCAUCUAAAAUUACCAUUUUGGGAUACAUUUCUUCAUAUUAUGCCCUCGCAUCAGGAUUUCCGUUGACUAUCCUAAAUUACUUUUUGGUCGGCUGGUUCAAUGGUUACCUGGACAAGUUUUAUAUCGAAUCGUGGAAAGUCCUACUGAGUCUUAUCGUCGUAUUUUCUCUCCUCGGAAACGUAACCCUCGCUAUAAUUCGCUCCCGCCUCUCAGAAAAGAACCUGUGGUCCGCUCUCGUUGAGAACUUCAAAUGGAUGCCCAUGAUGGCCAUCUUUUUCGGCGGUGUCUCGUUUCAUCUCAGCCUAGCUCUCCUUUCCCAUAUGCUAUCUAUCAAGAUGGAAUGGGGAGCAACAGCCAAGGAAAAGGUUGACUCCAAUUUCUUCAAAGAAAUACCCAAGAUAUUCAAAAGCUUCAAGUGGCUGUAUGUUGUCCUCCUGCCCUUGCUUGCUGGCAUGGUGUAUCUUGGGAAUUUUGCUCCAAGGGGCUGGGAAAUCACAGAGGUCGCAGCGGUCGUGCCCAUGGCAGUAACCCUAUCUUUACACGCUCUUCUUCCCUUACUUCUUAACCCCUCACUGAUGAUCUUUAACUACUAA
Arthroderma uncinatum is the source of this 2358-nucleotide messenger RNA. RefSeq lists its product as uncharacterized. The coding region runs from base 1 to 2358 and encodes 785 amino acids. Lineage: Eukaryota; Fungi; Ascomycota; Eurotiomycetes; Onygenales; Arthrodermataceae. The record is from RefSeq and is a predicted model, not a curated record. The transcript is spliced from 8 exons.